AUGGACUGCUCAAGCAUUAUAAAGAGACUGGCGUCUGUUGCUCAGUACUUGAAGGAUAAAGCGUCGUUAUUUGAAUCGACGGAGAAGAAUAAUGACGAUGAAAUAAAAGAAGAUCUGCAAGAUACAGAAAUGAUAGUUGGUUUAAUUGGAGAACAUAACAUACAGAAAGAUUCAGAAAAAACGCUGAAAAGUUCAGAACCAGAGUCAAAGGAAUUACCCGAUGCUAUUGAUGCAAGUUACAAAAUGUCCGAUGAAAUUUGUUCUGAAGGGUCAAAUGACGACUCAUUAGGAAGACGUUCCAUUCUAUCUGACGUAGAUAAAAUUCAAUUUGCACAAGAACUAAGUAGAGAAAAUUCAAAAGAGGGAGACGAUAAUAUGGACAUUUCGGUAGAAUUUUGGGACUUUGGUGGACAGUUCGUUUUUUAUGCAACGCAUAUGAUCUUCCAUAGUAGAAAAGCUAUCUAUCUCUUGGUGUUAGACUUAACAUCUCAUUUAAACGAAAUAGCUGUGGACCAAGAUUUCCCUACGGAAUCACAUGAAAGAAGUAUGGCAUAUUACGUACGAUUCUGGAUUAAUUCCAUCCACUCUUUCGUCGGAUCAGAAGAUGGAGUGGAGCCUACCGUCAUACUCGUUGGUACACAUAAGGAUAAACUGAGAGGAAAUGUCGAUCAGAAAAUAGAAACGUUCUUUGAAAAUAUUCGAAAACUUUUUGAUGGUACAAAACUCUUAAAACACAUUUAUAGAAAAGAUUUUGCAGUGGAUAAUACUGUCACAGAUGAUGAAGGUGUUACAGCGUUGCGUGAAGCCGUCAUUGAAAUUGGGAGAGAAAAGGCCAAAACUGUUGAAAUUCCAGCAAAAUGGAUACAUCUGGAAAAAUCAUUGAAAGAAAAAAUACAUUUAAAAAUAAUAACGUUCCAAGAUGUCAGGACAAUUGAUGCUUUGAAUGAGUAUCCGCUGGGUUCAAAUGAUCAAGUACGAAUAUUUCUCCAGUACCACCACAGUAAAGGAACUUUCAUCUAUUUUGACGAGGAUCCGAUAUCUUAUUACGUUGUACUAGAUCCCCAAUAUUUGAUUGAUGCCUUUAAAUGCCUUAUAACUAGUGAGCAAUUUUGCAAGAAAGAUCCCGACAUUCGGCCAUCAUUCAACAAACUUCAUGACGAGGGAAGACUAGAAAAAGAACUUGUCGAUAAACUUUGGAGCAAAGAUAAAGAAUUAAUGUAUAUGGAAAACAGGGAAAUAUUAUUGGACUUUCUUGCGAAGCACCAUAUUAUCUCUGAGGCUACCAAAUAUGAAGAAGAUACAAAAAAAUCAUCGGGUCUUGGGUGGUUUGUUGUCCCGAGUUUACUGAGAGAUCUAUAUCCCAGUGAUGAGUUUGAGCAGCUUUUGUGUGGAAGGAGGCAGUCAGCACUACGGUUUGUAAUGGAAUUUGAAAUCUCUACCAUAAUUCCUACAAUCUACCAUCGACUUGUCGCCGCCAUUGUUGGCAAAUGGCCGAUUAUUCAUUUUCGAGAUAAGCCGGUCAUGUACAAAAAUCUAUGUGCAGCAAGGCUUGAAAAUAACCAUAUUGGAUUCGCAGAAAUGAGAUCAGAAACAAUCGAAUUGUCAGUAGCAAAUCUUUGUUCAAAAGAUGCAAUUGACGGUGGUCGUUGUGAUAGGCUACGCAGAUUUGUUGAAGCUGUGAUUGAGCAUGAAUUUCACAAGCUUAAAUGUUCAAAAGAAACUUGUGUUAAACUGUAUGCCAUAAAAUUUCGUUGUAAUCAUGAAAUUCACGGUGUGAACGGGAGUAAAGACACAAUCGAAUGGAAGCAAGUUGGAACAACUAAACAAAUUCCUUGUCCAGAUUUUGAAUCACAUGCUAGUAUUACAGCGGAUGGAUUUACUGAGUGGUAUAUUGACCACAGAAUAAAGAUUCAGAUUCCGAAAAAGGGAGUUACAGAAAAACUGCUUAGUCAAAUCUCAAAAGAAAUAGGCCACAAUUGGCAAACAUUAGGACAUGAACUGGGUGUGACCAAGGUUCAAAUCGAACAGAUUAUUGAAGAUAAUCCACAUAGUACGUCAAUGAAAAUAUUUGCUAUGCUUACAAAAUGGAGUCAGAACGUUGAAAUAGCUACGUUUGAUGUUUUAGUUGAAUCAAUGCAGAAAUGUCCUACUCUAAAUGUAGACUGGGGCGAAAUAAGAAACAUUUUGGAUAGCUUGGAGUGA
Molecule: messenger RNA, 2202 nt
Organism: Ruditapes philippinarum (Manila clam)
Lineage: Eukaryota; Metazoa; Mollusca; Bivalvia; Venerida; Veneridae
Product: probable serine/threonine-protein kinase pats1
Exons: 1
Coding region: 1-2202 (733 amino acids)
Biological process (GO): signal transduction
Molecular function (GO): protein binding
Source: RefSeq, a predicted model, not a curated record